UUUAACCAGGACAAGAUCAUCCAGGCUGAAGGCAGCAACUCGUCCUUGCUUGGUGACAUUGAAGCCCUGAGGAAACGUCUCCUGAAGAUCCAGGGCAAAGAUGAGGAGGUACGCAAAGCUGAGGACCUCUGCCGCACAGUCAGAGAAAAACUGGAAGAAGAGGAAAACCUGACGAAGGAGUUGAAAGCUGAAAUUGAACGUCUUCAAAAAAGAAUGGCUGAACUGGAGAAACUGGAAGAAGCUUUUGGGAAAAGCAAAUCUGAUUGCAGCCAACUCUGCUUGAGCCUAAAUGAGGAGAAAAACUUGACCAAGAAGCUCUCAACCGAGUUGGAGACUCUCAAAGCCAAAUUGAAGGAGAUGGAAGGGUCCGAGACAAAGCUGGACAGAGCAGAAAAGGCUUUGACGAUGGAAUUAGACAAACUUAAGACUUUUACCCAGACCUUUAUGAGUGAGCGCAAGAGGCUGCUGGAGAAGCAGCGAGAAGACGAGAAGAUCAUUUUAAAGUUGACAGAAAAACUGGAGCAACAGAAAAAUCGUCUCGGUAUGUCAGUAGACCCUUCCCGUGCAGAUUUUAUGCGGUCACGGAUUGAAGACGAGCUGUCGUCGACGGGGCUUCUUUCAAACAAAAUGGCUGGACACAAGAAAAACCUCGACUACUUCAAAUUCCCUGAUGACGGCAUCAGUCUUGUGAACAAAACUGAAAAUGAGAAGAACAGCAUUCUUGAGGGCACACAGCUGGAGGACAACAAAGUGAAAGAGUUGACACUUGAAGUCGAGAAGCUGAAAAACCGUCUGAAACAGUUGGAGAUAAUGGAGGAAGAUCUGAAAACCUCAGAGUUCAAAAAUGGAGAGCUAAAUGAGAAGGUCCAGAGGGAACAGACUCGGGCUCGCCAACUGAGCGAGCAGGUGGAACAGCUCAGGAUGCAGCUAGUUGGGAAAGUUGUUGUUGGAGGAAAUGGAUCCAGUAACGUGGACAAACACAGCAAUGGAAGCAGCAAGGUUGUGGAGAACGGCAAAGGUGAGAGCGAGGAGAUUGUGGGGAAGGUGGGCUUCAGACAAGAGAAGCCUAAAUACAGGAAUCCUGCAACUGCCACUGAACCAGGCUCCCCAAAACACAGAAACAGGGAGCUUUCUCCCCAGCAUAAACGUGAAACCAAGCUGAGGAGCAAAGAGCUGAGCCACUGUGAGGAGGGAUCUCCAAAGAUCGGGAGGAGAGCCCUCAGUCCUGUUACUAAGAGGAGGACACCCAAAAUUCCAGCAGAUAACGGUAUAAGAGACACGGGACGAGGAGCUGAGGAUAGAAUGCGAGGAACCUCCCUUAGCUCCGUCAACGCACCUUCUAGUGAUGCUAAAAAGAUGUCUGUUCUCAGUCGCUAUCCUCCAGCUGCUAACGACCAGAAGCCUCUAAGGAUGACCCAUAAACAGACUGAUGGGGAGGCAAAGAAGAACAGGGUGGAGACGUUCUCUAAACUGUAUGUUGGUAGUGAUAGCGAAUCAAACAAUUCUGACGUAACACCUGAUGUCUGCAGCAGCAUGAACAGCAUUUCUGUACAAGACAAAGAAACAGAUCAGGAAUCUUCAGACCAGGUUCCAGAAUCUGUCUCCGUCGCCUCCUUUCUCCCCAAAGCCAACGGAGCUUACUCAUCAUACAGAUCUCCAAUCACACCUCUGCAAGCAAAUGACCAGGGAUCAGAGGGUCACUCUUCUGCAUCAGAAACAGAAUCUACUGGCUCAAGACCGUCGGAACCUGAGCCUGUGCCAGAGACAACACCUCCAACCAUAAGCAGCAGGACCUCAACCUCCAGAUAUUCCAGAUACUCCCAUGUCCAUGACUCGCAUUCAGAAGGCUCGUCCUCCAGGAGUUCAUUUGAUGAGGAUCUCCACAGCAGAACACCAUUAGCAGACGGGGCGCCCACACACACUGCUUCAGGGAUUGAAAUCCAGCGAAUGUGUAGCCCGCGUGAGGCGCUGAGGUCGAGGGCUGUCAUCAAACCGGCCAUUGUGGAGAUUGACAGGAAGGAAAUGAUGAUCUCAGAACCUCUGUCAACCAACGGCAAACCCAAAAUCUCCACUAAACCAGUUGUGACCAUGAGCAAGAUGACCAGUAGCAUCACCAUUUACCCCAACGACCCGUGCUCUUCUAGAACCAGCAGCCGCAGCAGCAGUGUGUGCAGUGAACCCAUGCCUGCCAGAGAGCGCCACACCUCCACCAGUAACAUCCUCAUUGGUGAGUGGUUACAAAUCACAAGUCAUUCACUUCAGUUAACGCCUAACCAGCGUGGGACGUUCUGUAUUCGCUCAAACGUUACUAUUGUGGAUCUUGGUUUUGAUUCGACUUAAUGACAUCAUGAGGUAGAUUUUAGUUAAAUGACUAAGAAAAUGAAAAUGUACUUAUUUUGACUCGAUAA
Messenger RNA from Cynoglossus semilaevis (tongue sole), 2408 nucleotides. Its product is annotated as leucine zipper protein 1. The record is from RefSeq and is a predicted model, not a curated record. The transcript has a single exon. NCBI's taxonomy places the organism in Eukaryota, Metazoa, Chordata, Actinopteri, Pleuronectiformes, Cynoglossidae. The annotation marks the transcript as partial.